AUACGCGAGUGCGCGGCCCCGUUACGGCGGCCCGGCUGGCGGCUCGGCUGCCGAAUUUAGCACGCACGCACCGCUCGCUGCGGCGCUUCCGCGUGCCCGCUGGUGCGUGUUGUGCGUCGGUCGACCGGGGCCGGGUGUCCGCUGUGGUCCGAGAGAGCCGAGGUGUGUCAGCCGCGGCCGGCCGCCGUUCCGUGUCCGCGGGGCUGCCAGUUGGGCCGUGAUGCGGCCGCCGCCGCCGCUGCUGCUGCUGGCUGUGGCGGCAGCGCUGUGCUCUCCAUCCGCCGCCACCAUCCUGGUCAUAGAGCAGCGCGCCGACGCGGCCGAGUACCAGAUUGAGGACAGCCCGUCCGAGUUCGGGCCGCGCGUCGCCAUGACGGGCAUCAGGGGCUGCCUGGUGCUGUCCGAGCCACCGGACGGCUGCGGCCCGGUGGCCCCGCCGCCCUCCACCGCUGCCCGCCACCACUGGAUCCUGCUGAUGACUGACGGCAACUGUCCCAGCGGGCAGAAGGUGCUGGGAGCCCAGCGGGCCGGCUACAUGGCCGCCCUAGUCUUCAACACCACCGGAGACGGAUUCUCGCCGAUGGAGAGCGACGAAGACGUAACAAUUCCGUCCUUCUACAUCGGACUCAGCAACGGCAUCAUGCUGAGGACCAACUUCCUCUACGGCACCGGCUACGCGAUCUACAUCCCGGGCUACUUUCCGUACACGUUUCUGGCGUUCAUCAUCCCGGCGAUGUUGCUCAUCGUCCUCUGUCUGAUGGUUCUCAGCUCGAUCAUGCUGUACCGGUGUAUCUCCGAGUACCGGCGCACGGCCCGCCGGCUGCUGCCCAAGCGGAUGCUGGCGCAGAUCCCCACCCGCCGGUUCUCGGCGGCGACGGCCUCUGGCGGCGGCCCGGGCGGCCAGGAGACGUGUGCCAUCUGCCUGGAGGACUACCUGGAGGGCGAUCAGCUCCGAGUGCUGCCCUGCAAACACGCGUUCCACUGUCACUGCGUGGACCCGUGGCUGCUCCGCUCGCGCCGUGUCUGUCCGGUCUGCAAGCGGCGCCUGGUCUCUGCCACGCUGGCCGUGCUGGUCUCAGAGUCGGAGGACGAUCAGCUGCUGCCCGUGUACCGGUCCCAGAGGCCGCCGCCCGCCCGGCGCUCGUACGGAGCAACACUGACGGCCCAGAACCUCCCGGCGGCGGCGGCCGGCGCCCGUCCCAGCCGCCGGGUGCCCCGCCGCCUCCGACGGACGCGGUGGCGCCGGGAGCCGGAGCGCGCUGCCUCGGCCGCCGGCACCUGCGGCACUCCCGCUCCUGACCCCGAGGCCCCCGGUGACGUCAUUCGCACGGCUGAUGACGUCAGACUCGUGGAUGAAGCGGCUCCGAUGGCGACCUCCGGAGAGGGAGGCACAGCUGGGGCGACGGUGGCGCCGCGUACCGGGGCCGUGCCGAAACACCGUCCCGGCCAGCCGGUCCGACCGCAGGCUGAGCCCAAUGAGGCUGGCGCGGCGGCGGCCGGUCCGGGGGCCUCAGCGGCCCGACCGGUCCCGGAGCCCGGACGCCGGGCGGAGUCCGAGCGGCCGGCGGCGUCGGGAUCCGACUCGGACCCGGUCUGAGGACUGGACACUGCCGACGGAGUAACUCGUGGGACCAACCGAGUGCCGCUGGAGGACGGGGUGUCCGGGGGCGGGGGGGGGUAUUAAAGGGGCUGGGUGGGGGCGGCAGGGGAGGGGUGCGGGGCUGGGACAGGCUCAGUAAGGACAGUGGGCACGGCGCCCCACUCCGGGAGAAAUGGGACUUGGUCGGUAAAAUUAGGGCAUUAGAGUUGUGCUUCUUGCUCCAACUGGUAAUAGUAGCAUUAAGAGGAAUUAGCAUGAGCGGGAACUGGUGAAAACAGCAUAAAUUCCGUUUGAUUGUGAUACAAGAGCCGAGUCUGGGAAGAAGGAAGGGGGAGGGGAAUGUCGGGACUCAGCCCUCCGGUACUGCAGUGGGCUUUACACAAGGAUUUACUAUAGCUAAACCUGGGUCUGAGUGAGAUCUGAUAGACUAGAACAUUGUGGGUAUACAACUAAUGUGAAGUUUAUCCUCUGCUCUUUCGACGGUCCGCCCGGGAUGAUAAUUUUGGCUUGUGCCGUUAACUCAGGUAGGACUUUCGGUGUGUGCUUUGCCUUGUGAGCUGGAUAUUUCGACUCGGCAGCGGCAGUGUGCGCUUUGGUAAGCUCGGAACGUGGCCCUUUUGGUGGUGAACUUUACCGAUCUGGGCUUCCACUUCACAUGAUAUAAGUACGGAUUGUAUCGUCACCUUGGUAAGGAUACAACCUUGGUACACAUUGGUAACGUUAUUUGUUAGUGUUGGGUGUAUUCCAUAAUAUUUUGUUAAGUUCGCAUAAUGAUUAUGGUACUAGCAUUUAAGGCAAAGCACUACUCUGUGUUUUGGCUCUUUUUUUUGUGCUGAAGUUAGAUCUAUGGCAUGGUACCGUUACGUAUCUGCCCAUGAUAUCUUUGCGAUAGCGUGUUUCGGAUGUGUAUUGUCGUGACGGUUAUACUCGUACCUGGCUAAGCUGUCAGUCUUCCAGUCGCGGUCCAGAUACGCUGAAAAUGGUGAGAUAUAUAUCCGCGUCGCUGUGACAUUGGUAUCGCUGCGGGGCGAGAAAUACAAGUAUAGCUACAUAA
Messenger RNA from Amphibalanus amphitrite, 2654 nucleotides. RefSeq names its product E3 ubiquitin-protein ligase RNF13-like. The coding region runs from base 221 to 1597 and encodes 458 amino acids. Gene Ontology annotation, molecular function: ubiquitin protein ligase activity. Gene Ontology annotation, cellular component: nucleoplasm; cytoplasm. The record is from RefSeq and is a predicted model, not a curated record. NCBI's taxonomy places the organism in Eukaryota, Metazoa, Arthropoda, Thecostraca, Balanomorpha, Balanidae. The transcript has 12 exons. Gene Ontology annotation, biological process: positive regulation of DNA-templated transcription; ubiquitin-dependent protein catabolic process; protein ubiquitination.